This is a messenger RNA of Fusarium subglutinans, 1293 nucleotides long. RefSeq lists its product as uncharacterized. The transcript has a single exon. The record is from RefSeq and is a predicted model, not a curated record. Bases 1 to 1293 code for a protein of 430 amino acids. NCBI's taxonomy places the organism in Eukaryota, Fungi, Ascomycota, Sordariomycetes, Hypocreales, Nectriaceae.
AUGGAUCCCUUCAACGAGUUGCCGAUGGAAAUUCGUCUGGAAAUCCUCUUGUCCGUUCGUACCAAAGAGUCCAUGGCCGCCCUCAUCUCUGCUUCGCCUACGCUCCUUCGAGUAUACCUUUCAGUCAAGGCCGAGAUCUUGCGCAAUCUGGUCGCUGCUGAUCUUGAUGAUGAGUUGAUUCAGCACGCCGUUGCAAUUGUUGAAUUCCCAGAUAGAACUCAGUUUCGAAAAGCGCAUUUGGCGGCUUGGAACGAAAGACAGCUGCCGAACCCCCUUCAAGGUCACUACCCUCAGAUCUUUGAGAAAGUCGACAAGCUACACAGUCUUAUCCUCCAUUUCAUGCAAGACUACAUCGCCAAAGCUACUUCUGACUUCCCCUCGAGGGAGUACCUUUGCCUACCAAACAUCCAUGCACCAGCUUUAGAUGGACAUACUGUGUUCCGUGGUCAGAAGAUGGGAAUCUUGCCCCGGACAGAUCUGCUCACAGACAGUGAGAGGAACAGAUUUCUCAAGGCUUUCCUGCUCUUCGAACUGAACUGCAAGGCCGUCGAAUCAGGCCUUGGUAGUCGCGUUCAGCAAAGACGUGGCGUCCCAUAUGAUAUCCCCAAGGUUCUGGUUUCCGACCGAGACAGUAACGCUGUGCGAUGUAUUCAUACCUACGUCUCCUCGUUGCAUGGAGCCAUUUUUGCCCAAUGUGGUGACGCCUGGUUGCCGGAGCCACCCAACGAGUCCUCGCUCGAACCGGGACUCAUGUUCCCAGACAGCCUCUACCCUGAUCCAAACAACUAUUUUUCUGAUCUUGGUAUCCCUCAACUCCAUGACGGUGGAGGGGCGGCAGAUUUUGCCAAGUUCGGCCUUGAGCUUGUCGUCGAGUUCCUCAGUUACGACAUUUCCGACCCCCAGCAGAAGGAGAGCUUGCUGAUCCGACUUGAGGAUUUCUGGCAUUCGUAUCAGCGUCGUGUAGCAAGGUAUAGUCACCUCAUCUUUGAAGUGUCUCCUCACCUUACAGAUGAGGGGCUCAUAUACGAUCACCUAAAGCGACAGCUCACAUCAACGAGGGAACUACAGAGGGAGGUCUUUCAACAGCGCGCUUGGGUGUUCUUUGAUGAUGCCCGCCUGUAUCCUCUUCGAUGUAUUGCCCCUCACUUCCCCUCGGCCGCAAUCCUCGAGAAUGAACGUUACAAUAUGGUCUGGUUCCAAGGCUGGGAGGACAACUCGGCCAGAAUCAGAGCCCUCUGCCGCUCUCAAAAGUGGCACGAUGACUACAAGAAGGAGAUGGAUUCGGACGCUUGA